Molecule: messenger RNA, 3729 nt
Organism: Anthostomella pinea
Lineage: Eukaryota; Fungi; Ascomycota; Sordariomycetes; Xylariales; Xylariaceae
Source: the annotation of a GenBank genome assembly
AUGGCUCCCCGAAAGAAUGCACAAUCAACCGCCGCCGAGAUUUCUCUUGUACACCUGAAGAACUGUCUAGUUAAUCUUCCCUCGUCGCUUGUCAACUUGCUUGUCAAUGUCAAUACUCCCGCCCAGAAUGUCAUUGUCGAGCUUAACUACCGUCCCCCCUCCACCGCGAAUGGCUCCACGAAGGCUAAUGGUUCGCCGGCGCAGCGAUCGAUAUAUGUUGGAUGGACGGGGAUGCCCAGUAAGCGAAAGUUAGCUCCCAUAGUCGACCGCGACGGGAUCACCGCAGCGCGCGGCGGUGGCAAGGACCAAGAAGUUGCCUCCGUCGAGCUCGAUGCUACACUAGCAGCUACUCUGGGACUAUCAGACGGCCAGAAGGUCUUAGCGACUAUACACGUUGAUCCUCCUCUCGCGCAUACGGUCAAUAUCGAACCUCUAACGCCGGAAGAUUGGGAAAUCAUCGAGUUGCAUGCAACAUUCUUGGAGCUCAACCUGCUUUCGCAAAUUCGCGCGUUGCCAAAUCCCGCCUAUACACCAGGACAGGAUCAACCACCGAGCUCGCAUCCGUUGACUCUUCAUCUGUCGCCUACAUCGACAGCCAACAUCAGAAUCCUGUCUCUUGAACCGGCUCCCUCGGCCGAUGUCGCAUUUGUCAAGAUAGCUCCCGAUGCCGAAGUUAUCGUUGCGCCGAAGACGCGGUCGAAGCUUUCCAAGGGUAGUCGUGAGAACCGCAGUGUCGGAGGCACGUCAAGGAGGAGCGGGAAGAGCUCCGCCAGUACCGUCCGCAGAAAGAACGGCCGCGAAGAACGAAAACCGGCUUUAUUUCUCAGGGGUGUGGACCGGAGGCUUUGUCAUGAAUGGUUCGAGGACGAAGCAGCGCCACAGGACUUGAGCGUUUGGGUCGACAGAGACCAGUUAUUCUCCAAGGACUUCCGGGGUGUCAACUGGGUUGCCGUCAACAUUGUUAAGCCAGCUGGAUUGCAGCCUCCACUAGAUCCCCAACAGCAACAGCAGGAUACGGCCGGUGCCGAAAUGGCGAAACGCGCAGAAAGAGUCAUUGCGCAGCUUCGCCAUUGGGAGGAUGCCCCGAAUAGCCAGACGAUUGCCCUCUCCACACCCUUGUGUGCGGCAUUGGGGUGUCAGGAGGUCGUAGGAGGGAUUGUGAAGAUUGAGCCGGCUCCACAGCCUCUCUCACGCAGCACAGUUGAACGCUUGCGGGUCUUCCCAUUCUCAACCCUAAGCCAAAAGGCUUCAAAUGGUCUUAGGUUUGGUGGGGAGUCAAAAGCAGAGAAAGAGGAGGCUGGUAAACGGAUCUCCCAUAUCUACGGCCAAAAAGGCGUCGCUAAUGGGCUUUUGCAUGGACCCCUGACCGACGGGAUGAUAUUGGGGACAUAUGAUGGUCUUGAGACGCCGCAGGGCUGGGAAGGCGGCAUCAUCAAACUUGACGCGUCGGGUACCAAUUCUGGCCAAGGGGACUCCUUGAAAUGGUGUCUCGCAUCCGAACGCCCCUUUCCGAUUGAAGUGCAAACAGCAAUCGGCCGACCAACAUGGCUAGAAGAGAAAGCAACUGACGAGGGUUUUCUUUCUAGCGAUUCGGUCCUAGUGGGGAUUGAUUCACUUCUAACUGACCUAAAAUCGCAUAUUUCCCACAUGUCUUCGGUUCUGCUUACCGGAGCCCUAGGAUCGGGAAAGACAGCCGUGGCGCAGUCUCUAGCCCAGAAGCUACGCGAUGAUUUCUUGUUCCACACCACCUAUUUCCCGUGUCGAAAGCUAGUAAAUGACGAAAGCAGGAUAUCCACAAUCCGGGAGACCCUCACACGUGUGUUCAUGACCGCAAGCUGGGGCGCGAGACUUGGGGGUCGAGCAAUUGUCAUUCUCGACGAUUUGGACAAACUGUGUCCGGUCGAGACAGAGUUGCAGGUGGGAAACGACAACGGGCGAAGCCGGCAGGUCAGUGAAACCAUAUGUGCAAUUGCGCGUCAGCACUGUGGUCGGGACAGUGGCGUGGUACUUCUCGCGACCGCUCAGGGCAAAGACUCACUUAACAACGUGAUUAUUGGCGGUCACGUCGUCCGCGAAAUCAUAGAACUGAGAGCACCAGACAAGGAAGGACGAAGAAGGGUGAUGGAGAUGGUUGUAAGACAACAUACUAUGUCGCCGAAACACAUUCAGGCUUCCGCUUCUGAUGCAAGCCGGCUCACGACAGCUGACGGUAGCAUUGAAGUGCAAGAUGGUGGCACCUGGAUGGAUGGAGAAAGCCAACCAAGCCGAAGCCGAAGCAACUCAGUUGCCAAAUCAAAGGCUGACGGGUUUCUCUUUGACACUGGACUCGACUUUCUGGACCUCGCAGGGGAGACUGAUGGCUACAUGCCUGGUGACCUCCUUCUACUUGUUUCGAGAGCUCGUAAUGAAGCUCUCAUACGUUCGGUUAGCGAGACAUCAUCCAGCCAAUCCCUAGACAUCAUUCAACUUAGCCGUGUCGACUUCGACAAUGCUCUGGAAGACUUUACCCCAGCAUCUCUGCGCAACGUCACGCUGCAGACGUCUACUGCGACAUUUGACUCCAUUGGAGGCCUUAAGGAGACACGGAAGAUCUUGCUCGAAACCUUACAAUACCCUACCAAGUACGCUCCCAUCUUCGCUCAAUGCCCUCUGAGGCUUCGCUCCGGGCUUCUCUUGUAUGGCUUCCCGGGUUGUGGCAAAACACUUCUAGCGAGCGCUGUCGCUGGAGAAUGUGGCCUCAACUUCAUCUCCGUCAAGGGUCCCGAGAUCCUGAACAAGUACAUUGGCGCCAGCGAGAAGAGCGUGCGGGACCUUUUCGAGCGUGCAUCGGCUGCAAAACCCUGCGUGUUGUUUUUCGACGAGUUCGACUCCAUCGCGCCGAAGCGUGGGCAUGACUCAACUGGUGUCACAGACAGGGUUGUCAACCAGCUCCUAACGCAGAUGGAUGGCGCAGAAGGGCUGUCAGGAGUCUAUGUCUUAGCCGCGACAUCCAGGCCCGACCUCAUUGAUCCCGCCUUGCUUCGUCCUGGACGUCUAGACAAGAGCUUGCUAUGCGACUUUCCCAAUCUUGAUGAUCGCGUGGAUAUUUUGCAAGCUUUAGGCAAGAAAGUGAAGCUGGAGGACGAGAUUUCAUCAUCUACGGUGGCCUUUCACAAAUUGGCGGAGCGCACCGAAGGUUACUCGGGUGCUGAUCUACAGGCUCUCAUGUCAAAUGCUCAGCUGGAGGCCAUACACGAUGUGCUUGGUGACCUGGAGCUUCAGCCGUCUGGCAACAAACGCAGCCAGGGCGACACGCGGGAUAAGUCCGGUGCCCUUGCUCGUGCAAGGAAUUUCAUGCAAUUCCGUUACGGCACCGAGGCAUCCGCACUCGAUGCUGAGGAGCGAGCGAAGAAGGGCUAUAACAAUUCGGCCGAACUCGCUGAAAAUGCUGCCAUCGCGGCCAAGCUCGCGGAAAUUAAGCAGGCUAGGAAGCGCGCGAAGCUGGGACAAAAAGGUCCAAGUCUCAAUGGUGAGGACCACAGCAGUAAGGAGAAAGCGGACAACGAUACCGAAGUGCUCAUCGGCUGGAAGCAUAUGAUGAAGGCACUUGACAGCACUCGGGCCAGCAUCAGCUCCCAGGAGCGAACCCGACUUGAGCGCAUCUACCGAGAAUUCGUAGUUGGGCGAAGCGGCGAGAUGCGAGACGGUCAGGGCAGCAUGGAGAUUGGCGGACGGAGCAGCCUCAUGUAA